Messenger RNA from Rotaria sp. Silwood1, 552 nucleotides. The record is from the annotation of a GenBank genome assembly. NCBI's taxonomy places the organism in Eukaryota, Metazoa, Rotifera, Eurotatoria, Philodinida, Philodinidae.
AUGGAAAAUAUUAAUAUGGAUAAUGAACAAUAUCUUUCAUUACCGAUUAAUUCUGAUGAAUAUACACAAAAACUUUAUGCAAAUUUAAGUGAAAUCAAAGAAAAAAUAAAUGUUGAUGAAACACAAAUGAUAUUUGUUGCUCAUCGUUAUGAACAAACUGGUCGUAUACCAUGGAAUAUAAUGUCAAAACGAGAAAAAUUUCUUUAUUUAUUAAAUAUUUUAAUAAGAAUUUUAGCUUUUAUUAUUUUAUUAUAUCUAUUUACUAUAACACUUGAUUUAAUGACAUCAGCAUUUAUAUUAUUAAGUCGUUCAACAAUUGGAAAAGUAUUUCGCAAUCGAAUCUUUUUGAAAAAUCCUAUUAUUGGUGUUAUGUUUGGAAUUAUUAUAACAACUAUUCUACAAAGUUCAUCUACUGUUACAUCAAUUAUUGUUUCGAUGGUUGGUAGUGGAAUUGUUGACGAUGUUCGUUCAGUUAUUCCAAUGAUUAUGGGUGAGAAUAAUGAAUAUAUAUUUAUAAAAAAAAAUGUAACACCCAGGCAGACAAAAAAAUGA